Molecule: messenger RNA, 977 nt
Organism: Thrips palmi
Lineage: Eukaryota; Metazoa; Arthropoda; Insecta; Thysanoptera; Thripidae
Gene: mbf1
Product: endothelial differentiation-related factor 1
Exons: 5
Coding region: 127-567 (146 amino acids)
Cellular component (GO): nucleus
Molecular function (GO): DNA binding
Source: RefSeq, a predicted model, not a curated record
CAGCCAAAUUUGUCCCCAACCACAACACCAAGAGAAGUUCGUCGCGCAGGUUAAAGCGUAUUUAGGCGAAAGUGUCUUCGCAGUCAGUUUUGUCCAAGUUAUUAGCUUUCCCGACAAGCCGUUGUCAUGAACGACUGGGAUACCGUGACCAUCCUCAAGAAGAGGCCCGUGAAAGCGUCGGCAGCCAAAACCGAACAGGCUGUUAAUGCUGCUCGCAGGCAGGGUCUUGCAGUUGAUACCCAGCAAAAAUGGGGUGGAGGCCAGAACAAGCAUACUGUCACCACUAAAAAUACUGCCAAAUUAGACCGUGAAACUGAGGAACUUAAGCAUGACUCAAUCAGCAAAGAUGUUGGCAAAUACAUCAUGCAAGGGAGGCAGGCCAAGGGGUGGAGCCAGAAAGAUUUAGCCACAAGAAUAUCUGAGAAGCCACAAAUUAUCAACGAUUAUGAAGCAGGAAGAGGUAUUCCCAACCAGGCAGUCCUGGGCAAGAUUGAGAGGGCAAUUGGCUUAAAGUUGCGUGGCAAAGAUAUGGGUCAACCCCUCCCGCCCCCUGGGACCAAGAAGUAAAUUACUGUCCCUGGGGGCCCUGUCGAAGCCUCGCUGUCCUUUCACCUUGUGUGUGUGUCCACGGACUGAUUAAUAACUAAAUUCCAGAAGUGAUGAGCAGAGUAGGUCAUGCUUUUUUCAUCAUGUGAAAAAUUUUCGCUACUGCAGCAGUCAACUGAGUUGCUAUAGGGACCAUUGAUAAGUUGGCUCGCACUGUUUCUUGUUAAUGCUGGCAAGUUGUCUGGUCAUUAUGUCUCUUCUUUAAAAUGUGUAUCACGUUAAUGCACUACUUUUCUUUUGUAAUAUUCCUUUCAAUCACUGAGAUUGUUUGUUUUUCUACUUGGACUGUUUGUAAAUGUUUUCUUUGUAAAUCUGCGUCCUUAUACUUGCAAACUUGUAGAAUUAAAAUCUUAUUAGCCUGUACAAUUUUA